AAGCGACGGCGCCAUUCCGGUGAGCGAGAUACCGCCAGAUGGCGGCUUAGGAUUGCUGCUCCCUGCCAGGCGCGGCCCGGGGGUUAUUCCUAUUAUUAUUAUUAUUUUAUAUUUACCUGACCCCCCCGCACCCCCCGCCUACAGCGGGCAAUAUAAUAUAUCCAUACGACUAUCUAUAGUAGCGCUCUCCGUCAGGCUGGGGCCUGGGCUGCUGGGGUAUUAACCCCCCUCCCGCCGGAUCCUUUGUGCCCCUCACCCGAGGACUAGGUGUAUCGGGAACCGUUCCCUGACCCCCCCGGGCGGGAGGACCGGGUAGACAGGAGGAAGGAGAAGACCCGGAAUGUCCAUAGGAGGUUCAUCACAGAGCCGUUUCCAAUAGCUAAACCUGAAGCAAGCGUUUAGCAGCAAUUCUCAUUGGGAUUAUAGCGCUUCUAGAAAGAAACUUGUUUCAAGAUGAUUACUUCCGAGCUGUCAGUUCUGCAGGACUCCACAAAUGAGAGCGCCACAGUGCACACAGACAUGUCCGUGGUGGCAAGUGAGAUGAGCUCUGAAAUUGUGGAGGAUAUGGAGGUCAAAGGGAAGAGAAAAAGAGGGCGUCCAGGAAGACCUCCGUCUGCCAUAAAGAAACCACGAAAGACUCCAGGGGAACGGAGUCGGGGAGAACCAGGAGCCAGAGGAAGAGGGAGGGCAAAUGGACUUCCUCAACAGAAUGGAGAAGGCGAUCCAGUCACCCUCUUUGAAGUUGUAAAGAUGGGCAAGAGUGCCAUGCAGUCUGUAGUGGAUGACUGGAUCGAAUCUUACAAGCAGGACCGAGACAUUGCACUUCUGGACUUGAUAAACUUCUUCAUCCAGUGUUCAGGCUGCAAAGGUACUGUAAGAAUUGAAAUGUUCCGAAAUAUGCAGAAUGCUGAAAUUAUUCGGAAAAUGACUGAAGAGUUUGAUGAGGAUAGCGGUGACUACCCCCUAACAAUGCCUGGCCCUCAUUGGAAGAAGUUUCGCUACAACUUCUGUGAGUUCAUUGGCGUCUUGAUCCGGCAGUGUCAGUACAGCAUCAUAUAUGACGAGUAUAUGAUGGACACUGUGAUUUCACUACUGACUGGUCUGUCAGACUCCCAGGUCCGAGCAUUCAGGCAUACAAGCACUCUGGCAGCAAUGAAGCUGAUGACGGCCCUGGUGAACGUGGCGCUCAACCUCAGUAUUCACCAGGACAACACCCAGCGACAGUACGAAGCAGAGAGAGCAAGAUGAUUGGUAAAAGAGCCACGAGAGGCUCGACUGCUGCUACAGAAACGGAAGGAGCUUCAGGAAAAUCAGGACGAAAUAGAAAACAUGAUGAACUCCAUAUUCAAAGGCAUCUUUGUUCAUAGAUACAGGGAUGCCAUUGCUGAGAUCCGAGCAAUCUGCAUUGAAGAAAUAGGGGUUUGGAUGAAAAUGUACAGUGAUGCUUUCCUGAAUGACAGCUAUCUCAAGUAUGUUGGCUGGACGCUACAUGACCGGCAAGGAGAAGUGAGGCUGAAGUGCCUGAAAGCUCUCCAGAGCCUCUACACCAACAGGGAACUAUUUCCCAAGCUGGAACUCUUCACCAACAGGUUCAAGGACCGUAUCGUUUCCAUGACCUUGGACAAAGAAUAUGAUGUAGCAGUUGAAGCAAUCAGACUAGUCACCCUGAUCCUCCACGGCAGUGAAGAGGCCCUCUCCAAUGAAGACUGUGAGAAUGUGUACCACCUGGUGUAUUCAGCACAUCGGCCUGUGGCUGUAGCAGCUGGAGAAUUCCUGCACAAGAAGCUGUUCAGUAGACAUGACCCACAAGCUGAAGAGGCAUUGGCUAAAAGAAGGGGACGCAGCAGUCCCAAUGGAAAUCUUGUCAAGAUGCUGGUACUUUUCUUUCUUGAAAGUGAGUUACAUGAGCAUGCGGCAUAUUUAGUGGAUAGUUUAUGGGAAAGUUCUCAAGAACUUCUGAAAGACUGGGAAUGCAUGGCAGAGCUGCUAGUAGAGGAGCCGAUUCAAGGAGAGGAAGUGAUGUCUGAGCGGCAGGAGAGUGCACUAAUAGAACUCAUGGUGUGUACGAUACGUCAGGCCGCAGAAGCACAUCCGCCCGUGGGGAGGGGAACAGGAAAGAGGGUUUUAACUGCCAAGGAGAGGAAAACUCAGAUAGAUGACAAGAAUAAACUGACUGAACAUUUCAUUGUUGCACUUCCAAUGCUGCUUUCUAAGUAUUCUGCUGAUGCUGAGAAAGUGGCAAAUCUAUUACAAAUCCCUCUAUAUUUUGAUCUAGAGCUUUACAGCACUGGCCGAAUGGAAAAGCACCUGGACAGUUUACUAAAGCAAAUUAAGUUUGUGGUGGAGAAACAUACAGAGUCCGAUGUGUUAGAAGCAUGUAGUAAAACGUACAGCAUCCUAUGCAGCGAGGAGUACACCAUUCAGAACAGAGUGGAUAUCGCCCACAGUCAGCUGAUUGAUGAGCUGGUUGAUCGCUUCUCACAUGCUGUGGAGGAUUUGUUGCAAGAAGUUGAGGAAGCUGAUGAGGAUGAUAUAUACAACGUUCUGGCUUCACUAAAGAGGUUAACGUGCUUUCACAAUGCUCAUGAUUUAACAAAAUGGGAUUUAUUUGGGAACUGUUACCGGCUCUUGAGGACAGGCAUUGAACAUGAAGGCAUGAUUGAGCAGAUUGGAGUCCAGGCUCUACAGUGCGCGCACUACUCCAUUCUGUGGCAACUGGUGAAAAUCACAGAAGGCAACCCUUCCAAAGAAGAUAUGCUGAUGUUGAGAAAAACUGUAAAGUCCUUCUUGGCUGUGUGUCAGCAGUGUCUUUCCAAUGUUAACACAGCGGUGAAAGAACAGGCAUUCAUGCUGCUUUGUGACCUUCUUAUGAUCUUCAGCCAUCAGUUGACUACGGGUGGAAGGGACAAUCUUGUGCUGCUGAUCUUCAAUCCUGACCUAGGCCUGCAAUCUGAACUGCUGACGUUUGUCAUGGAUCAUGUGUUCAUCGAUCAAGAUGAUGAGAACCAGAGCAUGGAAGGUGACGAGGAAGAUGAAGCCAACAAAAUCGAGGCGUUGCACAAGAGGAGAAAUCUGCUAGCUGCUUUUUGCAAACUUAUAAUCUAUGACAUUGUAGACAUGCACGCAGCGGCAGAUAUCUUUAAACACUACAUGAAGUAUUACAAUGAUUAUGGUGACAUAAUUAAAGAAACACUAAGUAAGACAAGGCAAAUGGACAAGAUCCAGUGUGCCAAGACCCUGAUCCUUAGUUUGCAGCAGCUGUUCAAUGAGCUGAUCCAGGAUCAAGGCCCCAAUCUGGACAGGACAUCGGCACAUGUCAGUGGUAUUAAAGAGUUGGCUCGCAGGUUUGCACUCACAUUUGGUCUGGAUCAGAUAAAGACCAGGGAAGCUGUGGCGACAUUACACAAAGAUGGCAUAGAGUUUGCCUUUAAAUACCAAAAUCCCAAGGGCCUAGAGUACCCACCACUGAAUUUGGCCUUCUUGGAAGUAUUGAGUGAAUUUUCUUCAAAGUUGUUGCGGCAAGACAAGAAGACAGUACAUUCAUAUCUGGAGAAAUUCCUAAAUGAUCAUAUGCAGGAGAGAAGAGAAGAUGUUUGGCUGCCUCUGAUCUCCUACAGAAACUCUCUAGUAACAGGCGGGGAUGAGGACCGCCUGUCUGUGAAUAGUGGAGGCAGUAACAGCAAGGGCUCCUCUGUGAGGAGUAAGAAAGGCCGGCCGCCCCUGCACAAGAAGAGAGGAGUGGAAGAAGAGAGCAUUGACAGCUCCUGGGUAACCAGGAACGACACUAUUCAGACACCAGGAGCACUUACCACCCCUCAGCUUACAUCCACUGUUCUGCGGGAAAACCCUAGACAGAUACCAGAACAAAUACCUGAACAGGAAUCUGAACACGGCUCAGAACCAGACUUCUUACACAAUCCACAGAUGCAGAUGUCUUGGUUGGGUCAGCAGAAGUUAGAAGACUUGAAUAGAAAAGACAGAACAUCCAUGAGCUACAUGAAAGUGCGGAGUGGCGUUAGGCACGGAGUACGAGGUUUAAUGGAGGAUGAUGCAGAGCCCAUAUUUGAGGAUGUAAUGAUGUCAUCGAGGGGACAAUUGGAAGACAUGAAUGAGGAGUUUGAGGACACCAUGGUUAUUGAUCUGCCACCAUCUCGAAACAGACGGGAAAGAGCAGAGCUCCGACCAGACUUCUUUGACUCCGCAGCCAUUAUUGAGGAUGAUUCAGGAUUUGGGAUGCCAAUGUUCUGAGGUUCAGCACAUACCUGGAACUCUUGUUUAAAGGCCUGUAUACUGUGAGCUUCUGUAAGAAAAUUAGAAAAAGAAAAAAAAAAAAACUUUUUUUUAACAGUUUUUGUU
Molecule: messenger RNA, 4356 nt
Organism: Bufo bufo (common toad)
Lineage: Eukaryota; Metazoa; Chordata; Amphibia; Anura; Bufonidae
Gene: STAG1
Product: stromal antigen 1
Exons: 34
Biological process (GO): sister chromatid cohesion
Cellular component (GO): cohesin complex; chromatin; nucleus
Molecular function (GO): chromatin binding
Source: RefSeq, a predicted model, not a curated record